This is a messenger RNA of Pollicipes pollicipes, 2086 nucleotides long. Its product is annotated as trichohyalin. Lineage: Eukaryota; Metazoa; Arthropoda; Thecostraca; Pollicipedomorpha; Pollicipedidae. The transcript has a single exon. The record is from RefSeq and is a predicted model, not a curated record. Bases 114 to 1958 code for a protein of 614 amino acids.
GGCACGAGGCCUCGGAAUCGACGUCGAACAGCUGCUGGCAGCGGCGAUACAGCGAGCCAUGGGAGCCGAGGAUGAUCGGACCACAGCCGGUGACGCACGGGUGACGUCCCAGGAUGAAGGCUCUGUGCCCUGGGAAGAACAAGAAGCACCUCAGGCAGAAACAACAGCGGCACAAGGACCGCCUCGGUUGGAACCAACAGCGGCACAAGCAGUCCCUCAUGUGGAGCCAACAACUGCACAAGGAGCAUCCCAGGUGGAAACAACAGCGGCACAAGAAGGAAAUCAGGUGGGAACAGCCGCGGCACAAGAAGCACCUCAGGCGGAAACAACAGUGGCGCAAAAAGCACCUCAAACGGAAAAAACAGCAGCACAAGAAGCACCUCAGACGGAAACAACAGUGGCGCGAGGAGCGCAUCGGUUGGAGCCAACGACGGCACAAGGAGCCCCCCAUGCGGAGCCAACAACUGCACAAGGAGCAUCUCAGGAGGAACCAACUGCGGCACAAGGAGCAUCUCAGGCGGAACCAACGGCGGCACAAGGAGCACCUCAGGCGGAAACAGCGACACAAGGAGAGCCUCAUGCGGAAACAUCGACACAGGGAGAGCCUCAUAAGGGAACAUCGGCACAAGGAGAGCCUCAUGCGGAAACAUCGACACAAGGGGAGCCUCAUGCGGAAGAAUCGACACAAGGAGAGCCUCAUGCGGAAACAUCGGCACAAGGAGAACCUCAUGCAAAACCAACAUCGGCACAAGGAGAGCUUCAGGCGAAACCAACAGCGACACGAGAAGAGCGUCGUGCGGAAACAGCAGCAGCACAAGGGGAGCCUCAGGCGGAACCAACAUCGGCACAAGGAGAGCCCCAUGCGAAACCAACAUCGGCACAAGGAGAGCCUCAGGGGGAACCAACAGCGACACAAGAAGAGCCUCAUGCGGAAACAGCAGCGACACAAAGACAGCCUCAUGCGGAAACAGCAGCGGCACAAGGGGAGCCUCAGGCGGAACCAACAUCGACACAAGGAGCGCCUCAGGCGAAACCAACAUCGGCACAAGGAGCGCCUCAGGCGAAACCAACAUCGGCACAAGGAGAGCCUCAGGCCAAACCAGCAUCGACGCAAGGAGCGCCUCAGGCGAAACCAACAUCGGAACAAGGAGAGCCUCGGGCGCGACCAACAGCGACGCAAGGAGAGCCUCAUGCAGAAACAUCGGCACAAGGAGAGCCUCAGGCGGAACCAACAUCGACACAAGGAGCGUCUCGGACGAAACCAACAUCGGCACAAGGAGAGCCCCAGGCGAAACCAACAUCGGCACAAGGAGAGCCCCAGGCGAAACCAACAUCGGCACAAGGAGAGCCCCAGGCGAAACCAACAUCGGCACAAGGAGAAACCCAGGCGCAACCAACAUCGGCACAAGGAGAGCCUCAGGGGGAACCAACAUCGGCACAAGGAGCGCCUCAGGCGAAACCAGCAUCGGCGCAAGGAGCGCCUCAGGCGAAACCAACAUCGGCGCAAGGAGCGCCUCAGGCGAAACCAAUAUUGGCACAAAGGGAGCUUAAGACGGAACCAACAUCGGCACAAGGAGAGCCUCAGGCGAAACCAACAUCGGCACAAGGAGAGCCUCAGGCGGUACCAACAUCGACACAAGGAGAGCCUCAGGCGAAACCAACAUCGACACAAGGAACGCCUCAGGCGAAACCAACAUCGGCACAAGGAGAGCCUCAGGCGAAACCAACAUCGGCACAAGGAGAGCCUCAUGCGGAAACAGCAGCGGCACAAGAAGCACCUCAGGCGAAAAAAGCAGUACAAGGAGCGCUUCAGGCGGAAACAACGGCACAGGGAGAGCCUCAGGCGGAAACAACAGCGGCAAAAGGAGAACAUGAGUCCCAAAACCCUCCGCUGGCAGCAUCGUGCUCUUACAGCCCUCGGGGGCCACUUCCCUCUCAUAUGGACCCAAGUGCCGUGACAACGCACAGUCCCACAAAGGACGCGCGACCCUCCCAGCCGAGCCAAGAAGACCGCAAAGCGCAGAGUCUUCAGCAAGAGACCGUGGCUAUCUCGUCGAACCAGGGCGAUAUCACAGUGCCGAGUCCU